Messenger RNA from Tetranychus urticae (two-spotted spider mite), 1749 nucleotides. The record is from RefSeq and is a predicted model, not a curated record. Lineage: Eukaryota; Metazoa; Arthropoda; Arachnida; Trombidiformes; Tetranychidae.
UAAAACCUCAAUCGUUUCCAAUCAUUCCUUCAGCCAACUUCAUUAAUUUCAUUGUCGUCUUCAGCUAACGUCGUUAGUUGCUCAAGUUGUUCAAUAUUUUUCUUCUCCUUCAUCUCUUCACUCACUUUCCAUUUCUCUUUCUCUUACCAGUUUCUCACAUUCUCUCACAAGCCAGUCAAGGAACCCUUCCACAUUGUAUUUUUGGGUUUGCUUUUCUUACAUCUUUUGUUUUUUUGUAAAUAUUAAUUUCUAACAAUUUAAUUAUCAUUCAAGCUCACUUGUGUCAACUGGUGGGCUUGUUGAAUCAAUGUUUCUUCAAACACAUGGAGAAGAUUGAUUAGUAUGCUGAAACCGAGGGGAUCAAUUUAAAAGUAUUUUUAAUAAUUCAAUUACCCACAAGCUAUUAUUUUGUUGCUCCUUGCCGUUGAUGAUUCACUUUUUGAGAUCUUACCUUUAUUCUGCAACAAUAAACUCUAUUUAAAUGAAGGAACAAUUCCCGCUAGUGCCAAAAGUAAUCAAUGGAGGCAUUGCCGGUAUUAUUGGGGUUACAUGUGUGUUUCCCAUUGAUCUGGUUAAAACUCGUCUCCAAAAUCAAGAAGUUGGACCUAAUGGAACCAAAAUGUACAGAGGACUAAUGGACUGUUUUCGUCAAACAUAUCAUCGUGAAGGUUUCACCGGGAUGUACCGUGGAUCAGCAGUCAAUAUUUUAUUGGUAACGCCUGAAAAGGCUAUCAAAUUAGCAGCUAAUGAUUUCUUUAGAUAUCGAUUAUGCAAUUCUGCUGGUAAAUUAUCUUUAGGCGCUGAACUCAUAUCUGGCGGGGGAGCUGGUUUGUGCCAAAUUAUCGUCACAACACCAAUGGAGCUUUUAAAAAUUCAACUACAAGAUGCUGGAAGAGUUUCUGCUAAAGGAGUUGAUGGAAAUGUACCAAUCUCAGCUACUAAAAUUGCUAAGGAACUAGUGAAGAAGAGAGGAAUUUUAGGUCUAUAUCGAGGUGCCACUGCAACUAUGUUACGCGAUGUCAAUUUUUCAUUAGUCUAUUUCCCGUUAUUUGCCCACUUGAAUGCUCUUGGCCCUAAAAGACCAGACGGAUCAUCAGUCUUUUGGACCUCUUUUCUGGCAGGAUGUGGUGCUGGCUCAUCUGCAGCAUUCAUCGUUAAUCCGUUUGAUGUUGUCAAGACUCGUCUACAAGUUUUAAAACGAGCUUACGGAGAAAGUACAUACUCUGGAGUGAUAGAUGCUUUUACAAAAAUUUAUCAUAAUGAAGGCUUCUUGGCAUUUUUCAAAGGUGCUGGUUGUCGAAUGAUUGUGAUUGCUCCAUUAUUCGGAAUUGCCCAAACAGUUUAUCUUCUUGGAGUUGCUGAAUAUUUCCUUGGAAUUGAAAGAAGAUAAUUCGAAAAAAUUCAAACAUUUAGCCAUUAAAUCAAUUUUUCCAAUCAAGCCAAUAAUUCCAUUUCAACACAAUCAUAAUCAAACUCAUUCUCACACUGUUUUUCAAAGCACUUUUCUGUUAAUGUUUGCUGCAAAAUUAACCCUCUCAGAAAUUUAUCGAUUCUCGCUGUUAAUUUUCUUCCAUGGUUAGAAAGAUGAUAAUUUAUUGUGGAAAGAAUCAUUUCUUUCUAUAUUCGUUUUCAACUCACACUCUGCAAAUGUAUAGCAAAAUGCACUGUUUAAUCAAAUCAAACAAUGCAUUUAUUCUUUUAUUAAAUAUGUUUGAUUCAUGACCAAUAAUUAAAUUAAACAACAAUGUA